GAGCUGUUAGCCAACCGCCAAUAAUGUCAGAAGAAGCAGCAGAAGCAGAAUCUUGCUGUUUUGUGCCAUGGAUGUUUUGUAAGGAUCACAGUCUGUAGUGAGGACACUUUGCUCUCAAGUUGCUGUCUUGACGUUCACGACUGACAACUGCAGAAAGGCUCCGUAAGUUCUCUGGAGAAAUGGCGACAACAGUGAAACUGAACACCGGUGCACAAAUUCCCAUUGUGGGUCUGGGGACAUGGAAGUCUCCCCCUGGCAAAGUCACAGAGGCGGUGAAAGCAGCCAUCUCAGCGGGUUACCGGCACAUCGAUGGAGCGUAUGCCUACGAAAACGAGGCAGAGGUGGGAGCGGGUGUUCAUUCCAUGAUCAAGGAUGGCGUGGUCAAGAGGGAGGAUCUUUUCAUUGUUAGCAAGCUGUGGUGCAUUUUCCAUCAGAAGUCACUGGUGAGGCAAGCAUGUGAGAAGACUCUCAGUGAUCUUAAACUGGACUACCUAGACCUCUAUCUAGUGCACUGGCCUAUGGGUUUCAAGGCUGGCAAUGAGUUUUUUCCUUUGGACAGCGCAGGAGAGACCAUCAGUGAUGAUACCCACUUCCUUGAGACAUGGGAGGGGAUGGAAGAGCUGGUGGAUGCUGGUUUGGUCAAAGCUAUUGGUGUCUCCAACUUCAACAAGGACCAGAUUGAAGCCAUUCUCAACAAGCCAGGCCUUAAAUACAAGCCUGCCAACAACCAGGUGGAGUGCCAUCCAUACCUGACACAGGAGAAGCUGAUCAACUACUGCCAUUCUCAGGGCAUCUCAGUGACGGCUUACAGCCCCUUGGGCUCCCCUGACAGACCCUGGGCUACACCUGAAGACCCCUCACUGCUGGAUGAUCCGAACAUUAAAGCCAUUGCUGAGAAGCACAAGAAGACACCUGCUCAGGUCCUGAUCCGCUUCCACGUCCAGAGGAACGUGAUCGUGAUCCCCAAGUCGAUCACAGCUCAGCGCAUUCAAGAGAAUUUCCAGGUGUUUGACUUUGAACUAACUGAGGACGAAAUGAAGACUAUAUUAGGAUUCAACAGGAACUGGAGAGUCUGUCCUAUGCAAUGGAGCACAAAGCACAAGGACUAUCCAUUCCACGCUGAAUUCUGAAAAUGAAAAACGCAGAUUUUCCACAGGUUUACAUUGGGAGCUGGAGUUUGCUCCUCUACCCUCUUUCCUGUUCUUCUGAGCAGUUUUCAGUGCUAGUGUGGCCUCAGAUUUUUAUUUUCCUGUUACAUUUCUCAAAAGAAACAAUGACUUCUUUUAUUACCUGUUUUGUCUCCAUAAAAAACAUUGUGACCAGUUGUACACAUCCUCCAAAGAACUUUUUAAAACCAACACUCCUUAUAUGGUGAUUUUCAUGUUUCUUUACUUGAACACAAUUUUAUUUUCUUUUUUCGCAGUCUUUGUCAGUGUGACAUUCAGUUACUGAUAAACCAAAAUGUGUGCCACAAGCAGUACAAUAAAAUCUUCUUAAAGUACCAGUUUUGAGAACAGAAUAAGCAAUUCCCAAAAGAAUUGAUGUUAGUGUUUUAUUUGUAGUUUUACAUGCUUGUGAUAUCACAUGUAAGAGGGAAAAAUACCUACAGUGUAGAUAAACUAAAUGUAUUUGUCAAAAUGAGUUUUUCAUAGCACCAAUAUGAUACAUCCAGAGAUGUGUCAUAUUACAAAACACUUGUCGUGUGACUUAACCCUGUUUUUUCUUGCAGUUUCAGUUUUUUUUCAUGUUUAUUUUUACUGUUUGGGCAGAUGCAUUAGUGCCUUAGCACUUAUCUCUGAAAGGGGAACAUAUUAUCUCGACUUGUUUUGGGACAACAAAGUCCUUCCUACCCUUUCUUAUGAGUCAUGUUACAGCACUUAAUAAUCAUGUGAAUUAACCCUGUUACCAAACAGUUGCUUUCUCUUCCCCUGUAAGCUGUUUUGCAAAGCACUGAAAAUAAAGUCCUGUGGAAGAAAAUAAAAA
Messenger RNA from Micropterus dolomieu (smallmouth bass), 1983 nucleotides. RefSeq names its product aldo-keto reductase family 1, member B1 (aldose reductase), tandem duplicate 2 (gene akr1b1.2). The transcript is spliced from 10 exons. Lineage: Eukaryota; Metazoa; Chordata; Actinopteri; Centrarchiformes; Centrarchidae. The record is from RefSeq and is a predicted model, not a curated record. Bases 180 to 1130 code for a protein of 316 amino acids. Gene Ontology annotation, molecular function: aldose reductase (NADPH) activity. Gene Ontology annotation, cellular component: cytosol.